Ostrea edulis (European flat oyster) is the source of this 518-nucleotide messenger RNA. Its product is annotated as secernin-1-like. Gene Ontology annotation, molecular function: dipeptidase activity; cysteine-type exopeptidase activity. The transcript has a single exon. Gene Ontology annotation, biological process: proteolysis. Bases 35 to 469 code for a protein of 144 amino acids. Lineage: Eukaryota; Metazoa; Mollusca; Bivalvia; Ostreida; Ostreidae. The record is from RefSeq and is a predicted model, not a curated record.
GGACUUACUUUCUUUUCUAGAUUCGUUUUCUGUCAUGAACAUGUUUGACAUUCUGAGAAAUAAAGGAAUCAACAUGAAUAGUCAGCUGAUCACAACCGGAAGUCACAUGUCGGUAUUGUCGUUUGUCGGACUUCCGGACUGCCAUUGGAUGACAGGCACACCAGACCCACGUUUAUCCGUCUUCAAACCUUUCAUAUUUUCUGAUAGCGCUCACAUAGGUGAUAUUACAUACUCUCUUUCCAGUGACAACAAACGCCAUGUUCUGUUCAAAUAUCACGAAAAAGCACGAAAUUUGAUGUCGGGCGAAUGUCACAGUGGCACAGAGUUACUUCAGUUGAUGAGGAACUUGGAGGAGACAUGCGUCACAGAAAUGGAAGAAUUUUGUCAGAAAUUUUCUCCAGAAAAUAUGUCAGACGUAGAAGAACUCUUUAAGGAUAUCUGUGAAUCAGAGGUCAAAUUUUACUUCUGACCUCUGACCUUUAUAGAAAUGGAAUAACAGUAUCUACAUCCCAAUUCGC